This is a messenger RNA of Lodderomyces oxycetoniae, 654 nucleotides long. RefSeq lists its product as uncharacterized. The coding region runs from base 1 to 654 and encodes 217 amino acids. The record is from RefSeq and is a predicted model, not a curated record. Lineage: Eukaryota; Fungi; Ascomycota; Pichiomycetes; Serinales; Debaryomycetaceae. The transcript has a single exon.
AUGCAAGGAAGUUAUAAGAGCAAUGGGUUACCGAGACCAUACUACAUGAAACCUUCGAGAAAGAAACGCUCGCCAUAUGAUAAUUUGAAGGAACCUAUUGUUUUCUUUAAUAGUCCCAGACGCAAACUUAGUGGUUAUCUAGUAAUGCUUAUUAUCUUUUGUACAUUGAUGUGGUGGGUUUCACAGGACAUGAAGGCGCGGCCAGACGUAGAAUAUGAGCUAGAAACGGAUAUCGCAUCAUCACCAUCGUUAAAGGACAACAAAAUGGAUAAUAAGAACAGUGGGAAUCUAGAAAAUAUAGUGAAAAAUAUAGGAUCGCAAGCAGAUAAGGAGAUUGAAAAUUUGGAUCUAGCUGAUAAUUUAGCAGUUGGUUCUAAAGGAGAAAAGGGUUUAGGCGCAGCCGAAGCUCCAAUAGGCGGUAUGGCUAAUGAAGGGCCAAUGAUAGGUAAUGACGAAGAUAAAUCGAUUGGGUCGUCGGGAAAAAGUAAUAACCACAAGGGUCAAACACCGUUAAAGGGUAAUUCGCCAAAACCAAAAGAUACCGAAGUUGUUCUUGCCGACAAAGAAGACAGUCAUAUUGAAAAAGUUGGUGAUUUUGCAAAGAAAUUGACAAACCAGGACAAAGCCCAUCAAAUUAUCAUGGACACUCAAUAA